Serinus canaria (Common canary) is the source of this 1434-nucleotide messenger RNA. It is a transcript of the gene TUBA8, whose product is annotated as tubulin alpha 8. Lineage: Eukaryota; Metazoa; Chordata; Aves; Passeriformes; Fringillidae. Gene Ontology annotation, biological process: microtubule cytoskeleton organization; mitotic cell cycle. The record is from RefSeq and is a predicted model, not a curated record. Gene Ontology annotation, molecular function: GTP binding; structural constituent of cytoskeleton. Gene Ontology annotation, cellular component: microtubule; cytoplasm. The transcript is spliced from 4 exons. The coding region runs from base 235 to 1380 and encodes 381 amino acids.
ACACUGAUUUUUCUGACCCUGUCUCCUCUCUCUCCUCAGCGUGAGUGCAUCUCUGUUCACGUUGGCCAGGCUGGAGUGCAGAUAGGAAAUGCCUGCUGGGAACUCUUCUGCCUGGAGCAUGGCAUUCAGCCUGAUGGCACCUUCAAGGACCUGCAGGACAAACUCAGCUCUGAUGACUCUUUCACCACAUUUUUCAAUGAAACAGCCACUGGGAAGCACGUGCCACGGGCUGUAAUGGUGGACUUGGAACCAACUGUGGUAGAUGAAGUUCGGGCUGGCACCUUCCGGGAGCUUUUUCAUCCAGAACAGCUGAUCACUGGAAAGGAAGAUGCAGCCAAUAAUUAUGCCCGUGGCCACUACACCAUUGGCAAGGAAAGCAUUGAUAUGGUGCUGGAUCGUGUCCGUAAACUGACUGAUGCUUGUUCUGGGCUGCAAGGAUUCCUGAUCUUCCACAGCUUUGGUGGCGGUACCGGCUCCGGCUUCACCUCCCUGCUGAUGGAACGCCUCUCUGUGGAUUACGGCAAGAAGUCCAAACUGGAGUUCGCCAUCUACCCGGCGCCUCAGGUCUCCACUGCUGUGGUCGAGCCCUACAACUCCAUCCUGACCACACACACCACGCUGGAGCACUCGGACUGCGCCUUCAUGGUGGACAACGAGGCCAUCUACGACAUCUGCCGCCGCAGCCUGGCCAUCGAGCGCCCCACCUACACCAACCUGAACCGCCUCAUCAGCCAGAUCGUGUCCUCCAUCACCGCCUCGCUGCGCUUCGACGGCGCCCUCAAUGUGGACCUGACGGAGUUCCAGACCAACCUGGUGCCCUACCCGCGCAUCCACUUCCCGCUGGUGACCUACGCCCCCAUCAUCUCCUCCGACAGGGCGCACCACGAGCAGCUCUCGGUGGCCGAGAUCACCAACGCCUGCUUCGAGCCCAACAACCAGAUGGUGAAGUGUGACCCGAGGCACGGCAAGUACAUGGCGUGCUGCAUGCUCUACCGGGGCGACGUCGUCCCCAAGGAUGUCAACGUGGCCAUCGCUGCCAUCAAGACCAAGAGAACCAUCCAGUUUGUCGACUGGUGUCCCACAGGCUUCAAGGUUGGGAUCAACUACCAGCCCCCUACAGUUGUUCCUGGAGGAGACCUGGCCCCAGUGCAGCGGGCAGUCUGCAUGCUGAGCAACACCACGGCCAUCGCCGAGGCCUGGGCAAGGCUGGACCACAAGUUUGACCUGAUGUACGCCAAGAGAGCUUUUGUGCACUGGUAUGUGGGAGAAGGCAUGGAGGAGGGAGAGUUUGCAGAGGCCAGAGAGGACCUGGCUGCCUUGGAAAAGGACUAUGAAGAAGUGGGAACUGACUCAUUCGAAGAGGAGAAUGAUGGGGAGUAAUUAAAAAAUGCAUUUUGUCUGUGAAUCACUGUAUGGCAUGUGUCAACAAUUAGC